Messenger RNA from Capronia epimyces CBS 606.96, 1200 nucleotides. Its product is annotated as myb-like DNA-binding protein FlbD. Gene Ontology annotation, molecular function: RNA polymerase II cis-regulatory region sequence-specific DNA binding; DNA-binding transcription factor activity, RNA polymerase II-specific. The transcript has a single exon. The record is from RefSeq and is a predicted model, not a curated record. The coding region runs from base 1 to 1200 and encodes 399 amino acids. Gene Ontology annotation, cellular component: nucleus. Lineage: Eukaryota; Fungi; Ascomycota; Eurotiomycetes; Chaetothyriales; Herpotrichiellaceae. Gene Ontology annotation, biological process: mitotic cell cycle; positive regulation of transcription by RNA polymerase II.
AUGUCUCGAACCAGUCGGCGCGGGCCUUGGCUACCUGAGGAAGAUGCUGCACUUUUACACCUGGUUCACACACAGGGUCCCAACAAUUGGGUCCGUAUCUCACAGCACAUGCAGCAUCGAUCGCCAAAACAAUGUAGAGAGCGAUAUCACCAAAAUCUGAAGCCGUCUCUGAACCACGAACCUAUCUCGGCCGAUGAAGGCGAGAUGAUUGAGCACCUUGUGCAAGACAUGGGAAAGCGGUGGGCGGAGAUAGCACGCCGGUUGGGUAAUCGGAGUGACAACGCGGUGAAGAAUUGGUGGAAUGGAAGCAUGAACAGACGAAAAAGAACCGACUUGCAGCAAGGCGGCGGGUCGAGAAUGGUGGGAUAUCGACCCCUGCCGAUUCCUGCUUCUGCUUCCGCCCAUCAGUUGUAUUUACAUGAGCUCCCGAUGCCCUUACAGCAUACUACGGGAUAUCCCUCGCCACAACCUCUCUCUUUCGGCCGGCGUGAAGUGCAACACACCAGCUACAGCUUCGCCGACACACGUCCCUUCGAUUCAGAGCACAAUGAAGCCACGCGGUCACAACCAGGAAGAAACACAAGUUUGGGGCAAACGCUGUUCAAAUCAGCCUCCUACUCGUCGUUCGACCACAUUCAUAACAGCACCUCGCAAUCUCGCCCAACUCGACUCAGCCCUUGCCCGCCUGUGGAGCCUGUGGUCUCCGAGCGACCUUUUCCUCCGAGGAGUCGGUCGGCAGACCGUGCCCAGUGGCAGCUACCGCCAUUCUACUCUCUCAAGGCCCCGGCUUACUCGCCAGCACCGACCGAAUCCUCACACGCUUCGCUCAACCAGCGAGCACCGUCUCUCGUUUCCGAUAGCCCGUCGAAUUGUUCGAUUUCUCCAAGAUCGGUCUCAUCGCCUCGCCAGGGAAUAUCCACGUCAGAGGAGGCGACAGUGCAGAUGUGGCCUGAAUUGUUACCUAGCAAUCCCGUAGGCACCCGUCAGAACGAGAGGCUGGGGGCGAGGGAUGAGAUCUCAAAACAGCGGCCCUCCAAUCUCCCGACUCGUCCUGCUUUGCCCCAUUCACUCACCCUUCCCGAGGCUCUUGCCUUCUCCCCACGGUCGACAGGCCUGGAGAAUCCUUUGCCGGAGAGUCCCGAUCGCGAACGGAGUGCCGGCAAAGACACCCGAAUGAACGUGUCAAGACUACUUGGCUAA